UUAAAAGCUAUUGUCUAUUGUAUAAUUUCUGCACACUUAUUUUAGUUCAUAGAUGAUCACCAUGUUUCAGGCUACUGCAAGAAAGCACAAAAAUGUCAGGAAAGGGCUACUAGAACAAGUGACUUUUUGGGGAGUGAAUCAGAGGCACUUCAAGGUGUGUGCUGUCUCACAUUUAGUGUAAAUUUGAACGCAGCUGGUUAAUUCUAAACACAGCCACAUCCCCAUCUGUUAGAGGGUGUGGACACAUUAUCUCAAGUGUUUGUAUUUUACAUCUCUUGAAAAUACUUUUAUUUCAGUAGAGUUGUACAGUUUGAGGGUCACAUUAAUGCUGUUUUUUUUAAAAGGGUGUCUCAAUCUCAUUGUGUUAUGUCAGAAAAACCUAAAAUUUGAACAAGCGUGUGUAGACUUUUUACAUCAACUGUCAGUAACAGUUUUACAGCACCCCAGCUACAGUCGUGUUGUCUAUAAAAAUAAAAGAGAUGCAAUAUUUGCAAUAGGGCAGUUGUAUUUCAGACCUGUCACAUAGACCUGUGACCUUGUUUAACCUUCACCUUAACCCCAGGUACAAUAUACUGAUUCAUGGAAGGCAGCAGGCUGUUUUACUGGAGUUCAGGCCAGCUUGGUGUGCCCUCUGUCUCACUCGCACUUCACAUCAUCACCCUAAAUACAUCAAGCAUGCCACAAUGAGUUUGGACUGUUACGACAAAGACUUGUGGCAUUUGGUGAGUGCCUCUUAUGUGUGAAAGGGAAGGAUAUUUUAUUGUUGCAUCGAAGGGAUCUGCAUUACUGUAAAUUCUUAUACAUGUUUAUUCCUAUGUUUGGUGCAAUCUUUCAAAGUUUACUACAUUAAAUGUAGGAGUGCAGGAAAAGCUGUUUGACCGGAAGAACAAAAAAAAAAAACAAAUGCAUGAUUCUUGUUGGUCAUCAUAGAACUAUUUCUGAGCUGCUCUCUAAAUUGUUUCUAUCUAUCACUUCUCGUUUUCAUGAUGUGUCAGAUGACUGCGAGACAAACGUCUGACACUCUUAAUCAGUAAGCCCAGCCCCUGGCCUCAGCUGCUCCUCUCAGAGAAGGCCUGGAUGUCACAUUCAGAGCUGUGCAGUUUCACAGACAACAUCCAUUCCACGAGGGAGCAGGGAAAACAGUUUACAGGCAGGAUGGUGGCAGGAGACAUUCAGAGACUGUCCGAGGGCAAACACCACCUUCGGCGGCUCUCCAAGACAGCUCAUCCGGACCAGAGAGCAUUACCUGGGGGCCGCAAGAAGCUUCAAGUCAUCAUUUGUGUUCUGCUGGUGGAGCUUUGUGAAAGAUUCACAUUUUUUGGCAUUGUAUGCAACAUGAUCCUUUUUUGCACUGUAAAGCUUGGCUACGACAACUACCUGGCUGCAACAGUGAACUUGUGCUUCAUAGGAGCCAGCACCCUCACCCCUGUGCUGGUUGACUGGUUUGCCGAAACCUGCCUAGGAAGAACCAAGGUGCUCUACUUGUGCGCUUUUCUCCAUUUCUUUGGCACGGCCAUGUUACCUGUGGUAGCAUUCCCUUUUGAAGAUUUCUACAUUGACAUUCAUCAUAUGAGUCACAAGUUAGAACCUCAAGAGCAGCAGGCCCUGUUCUACACCGGCCUCCUGGCUGCUGCGCUGGGCAUUGGCGGCAUCCGGGCUAUUCUCUGUCCCUUGGGAGCAUACAACUUGCAGAGCUACAAUCAAUACCAGCUACUGGGUUUCUUCAACUGGUUCUACUGGUUGGUUAAUCUGAAUUCCACGGUUGUGUUUCUGGGUAUUGCUUACAUCCAGCAAUCUGUGGCCAAAAAUUUGGCUUUCUUAAUCCCUUUUACCUCUGCACUUCUGGCACUCAUUGCCAUACACAUGAUGCGCAACAAACUCACCUACAAACCCAAGAAAGGUGGCUCCUUACUGACCACGCUUGGAGUUUUCUUGAACUCUCUCAAGAUGUGCUGCCUUCACUAUCGCCACCUCAGUGGAGAUGUGCCAUCUUGGCUGGACCGGGCCAAGGAGAACAAUGGCGGCCGCUACAGUGAGACUCACGUAGAGAAUGUCAAAGUCUUGGCCAAGCUCUUCCCACUUUAUGGACUCCAACUGAUAUACAGAGCCUGUGUCACUCAGAUCCCCUCUGGAUAUUACUUACAGGCGAUGAACUCCAACCUCCACCUGAGUGACGUCCUGUUACCCAUCGGCACUAUGAACGUGAUCAGCAUUUUACCUCUUCUCAUGUUAGCCCCGCUGAUCGAGUGUGUGAACAGCUGCUCUCUCUCCAUGGCAAAAACUCCUCUGGCACCCACAAGAGUAAUUACUCUGGGACAUGCAUGUGCCGCUCUGUCCAUCCUGGUGGCAGGUUUGUGCGAGCUGCGCAGGAAGUCUUUCCCCCUGGUGGAGCAAACCCUCUCCGGGAAGGUUCUGCAAGUAUCAUCCAUGCCAUGUUUCCAGCUGGCACCACAAUAUAUCCUACUUGGACUAGCUGAGGCUUUGGUCACUCCAGCGUGCUCCCUCAUCUCUUUCCAGCUGACCCCUGGGCACAUCCGAGGAAUCUCCCUACACUUCCUCACAUUGUCCUAUGGGGGAGGAUGCUUUGUAGGAGCCAUCUGCAUUCAGGUGGUCUACUUCAUGUCUGGAGAGCAACGCUUGACUACAGGGUCCUUUUAUCCAAGCGUCCUGCAUGAUGGAAAUCUGGAGAGAUUCUUCUUCUUCAUGGCCAUGCUGAUGACGAUAAAUACUCUGGUGUAUUGGAGUAUAUCUCACAGGUACAUGGAUCUCAGCGUGCGGGGUAAGCCGUUGACAAUCAGCCCACUAACAGAGAAACUUCUUCAGUACAAAGCUUGCCUGCGGUACUACGACACUAUGGACCGCUCGUACACAAACAUUUCCUGUGAAUCUGUCAUCUGACAGACUUGAAAAGGAAACCCUACACUCUGUGGCGCUGGCGCUGCUUUCUGCUGUGUCAAAUUGAAUGUACUAUUGUCGUUUUAUUGUGAUUUGUGAACAACUGUGAAUGUAUAGCCAUGUGGGCUGUAAAUUGUCUUUGGGCUACAUUUGUAUUGUAUUUUAAAAUAAUCUCUAUACAGUAUACAACUACUGCUAUAAAUACCAUGAAGCCAGAAUAAAGAUAGAUCAUCAAG
Hippocampus comes (tiger tail seahorse) is the source of this 3131-nucleotide messenger RNA. RefSeq names its product solute carrier family 15 member 5 (gene slc15a5). The transcript has 10 exons. The record is from RefSeq and is a predicted model, not a curated record. Gene Ontology annotation, cellular component: membrane. Gene Ontology annotation, molecular function: transmembrane transporter activity. Gene Ontology annotation, biological process: transmembrane transport. Lineage: Eukaryota; Metazoa; Chordata; Actinopteri; Syngnathiformes; Syngnathidae. The coding region runs from base 1078 to 2898 and encodes 606 amino acids.